AUGCUUGUAAGUUUGCGAAUCGUCUGCAUAAACCCUUGUCCUGACUUCUUCCUCACACAGCAUGGUCGGGAUUUCGCCCGUGAAAAUGUUGAAAAGGACAGCUUCGCACAUUCCUUGAAUACCCAUACCCAUCUGGUAGCUUACUAUGGUAUAUGUCUGGGAAUAGGAGAAUUCAUUGGUGGUCUCUUCGUCUCUUUUCUGUCAAGACGAAUACGCAAUUUCAGUCUGACGCCAACUAUGCUUUGCCAUGCAGUGUUCAGCAUCUGCUUCCAGACGCUUUUUUUCUUGGCAUUCCCCACUUGGUCGACGGCAAGGCCGUCACCUGGUGAAGGAAUAGUAUUAUCACCCACAGUUCCAAUUUGCAUUGUAUGUGGACUACUCGUAGGGUUGGCUGACUCAACAAUAACUACUGCUCGAACAGUGAUUUGUCAAAUUGCAGUACCUCACCGGCGACCUCAAGCCUUUUCUCUAAGCAGAUUAAUACAGUCCGUGUCUUCGUCGAUUGUUCUGUUCUUGUCACCUGAGAUGUCAGUUACAAUAUGGACGGUGACACUGCUAACUAGCCUGGCUUUUGGCACAGCUUCUUUCGGAUAUGUGGCGAUGCAAGCGACAAAGGUCUCACCGGACGAACAAAACCACGACACUGCUCAAGUGAAAAAUUGA
Molecule: messenger RNA, 663 nt
Organism: Haemonchus placei
Lineage: Eukaryota; Metazoa; Nematoda; Chromadorea; Rhabditida; Trichostrongylidae
Source: the annotation of a GenBank genome assembly